ACCCCCGAAGCAUGGCAUGCUGGGAUACCUCUCUCCAUCAUGGCGGAGCAGAGUGUGAGCUAACGUUAACGGCUAGCAUAUUUACCAACUGCUUGAUUUCGCGCUAUUUAGUCCAGCAUUCAUCUGGUCCCGCUACUCACCUUUGUAGCAACCGGAGCCUUUUAUCAUAAACUGCACUGAGAGACUUCUGUUUGAAGAUCAUUAAGAAGGCACUCUAAUACAUCUCUGUGCUGCCGUAAUGGAAUGUGCAAUGGACAUUCCAUCAGGUGAGGAUGACACGCCUGAAAAAGAUGACUUGAAUGCCAAGGAAGGUACUGAAGCACCCCACAAGAAAAACAAGAAGCAUAGAAAACACAAAAGCAAAAAGAAGAAGAGGAGGAGAAAAGGCGAGAAGGAGAGCAGUUCAGAAUCUGGUGCCGAGUCCGACGCAGAGCCUCCUCCACCACCGAGAAGGACCACUAGAGCCAGUGCCAGAUUGGCAGCAGCAGCUGGAACUGAAAACCUUGGAAUUAAAGAGGAGAGGAGAAAAGAUGCAGUUAUAGAUGUAGAUGGAGGCUCAAAACCCAAAAAACAUAAAAGGCAAGCUGCGAAGAAGAAAAAAAAGAAGAAAAAGAAAGAUGAAAAACACGAAAAAAAAUCAUCACGCUCGCCGUCUGACAGCAGCUCAGCUUCAGGUUCUGACUCUGAGGGGGAAGGAGUUAAGACAGCUGGCAAUGGAAAAUGUUCUCCAGCUGCUGCACUGGACCUCAAGGAGCCAACAUCCCAACUGAAUCCAAAAGGCAACCAAGAAGAGGAGCAAGUAGCUCCCAUCUUAAUGGAAAAAUCUGAAUUGCCUGAAAUAAAAGCCGAAGAGAUAAAAGACACUGAUGUCCCCUGCACAGAUGAGACGGGUAUUUGCACCAAUGAACUAGAAAAAGAAACUGAUAAGAGAUCGCCUUCUGUUGGCCAAGAUGAGAUAACACAGACCGAUACUGUUGAGGUAAAGAUUGAAAGCAAUUAUGGAGACGCCAAAUUCAUGAAUGCUCAGGAAUUACCAGACAUAAUCCCCAAACAGGAAGGCAGUACUCCAAAGGAUGACCUAAUCCUGAAAGAUCAGGCUUGUUUACUACAAGGGGAAAAGGUAAAAGAGUCUGAGUCCCCCAGGUCUUUAUCUCCCUCUAAGGGCUUAGAAAUGAUGAGAUCCCAAUCAGGCCCUAGUCGGUCACCAUCUCCCUGUCUCAGCAAGCAAGAAACGGAGGUUCAGUCAGGAGAAUUUGUAAAAGAAAGAUCUAGAACCCAUUCUCCAUCAAGCUCUAAGGAAAGGCGGUCUUCGACUCCUCAGAAAAGUCAAAGACUCUCGCGUUCUAAGUCUCGUUCUCCUCCAAAAUCAAAGAAAAAAUCCCUUUCUCCAUUCCAAAAGUCACAGAAGAGAUCUAGCCGUCGAUCCAGAUCCACCUCUCUGUCUGUCACUCCAUUAAAGAAGAGGUCAAAAUCUCGGAGCAAGUCAAAGUCUCCUAAAAGACGGAGAUCUUUGUCCCAUUCACCAAAGCGACGCAGAAGUUCUCCCUCUCCAAAAAGAAAGGUAUCACGAUCCCCUAAGCGCAGAGGGCGGAGGUCCCCGUCAUUGUCUAGGUCUCCAAGGAGACAACGAAGGUCGAAAUCACGUUCCCGUGGGGGUAAAAGACGCUCCAGAACUCGAUCACCAAGGCGAGGUGGUGCAGGGAGUCGGCGUUCAUUGUCACGUUCCAUCACAAAACCUCGUCGUUCUCAUUCUAGGUCUAGGCGUCCUAUUGGACGUUCUAGAUCAAGAUCUCCAGCAAGGCGUACAGGAGGCAGACGUUCUAGAAGUCGAUCCUUGUCUCGCCGCAGGAGGUCGCCACCACCCAGGUCCCGCCGCUCGCGAUCUCGGUCAGCUCGCAGGAGUAGGCGAACUCGUUCUCGAUCCUUUGUAAUGUCCAAGCGUAGCCGGCACUCCAGAUCGAGGAGUCCUCGCAAACGGACCAAAUCAAGAAGUCCGCCCUCCCGAAGGCGGUCUAAAUCCCGUUCAGCAGUCAAAAGACGUUCUCGGUCUACUGGAAGGAGAAACCGUUCACCACCAAGGUCUAGCAAGCGUUCAAAAUCACGCUCUUUGUCCCGAAGACACAGAUCACCACACCAGAGCAAAAGGAGAUCUAGAUCUCCAAGAAAGGGUAGGAGGAGGUCAAAAUCAUUUUCUGCGAUUUUGAACAAAUCUAAAUCCAGGUCAAGAUCUGAAUCCAGUGAUGGGAGGUCUGAAAGUUCAUCCUCAGCCAGAUCCAUAUCUUACACACCAGUUAAAGUGAAGAAGACCUCCCCUCCAGCUAAAGAUAAAAAGGCUCCUCUUCCAGAUAAAGAGAAGGUUCUCCCUCCUGCUAACGAGGAGAAGGUUCUCCCUCCUGCUAACGAGGAAAAGGUUCUCCUUCCUGCUGUUCAAGAGGAGAAGGUUCUCCCUCCUGCUGUUCAAGAGGAGAAGGCUGUCCCUCCUGCUGUUCAAGAGGAGAAGCCUGUCCCUCCUGCUGUUCAAGAGGAGAAGCCUGUCCCUCCUGCUGUUCAAGAGGAGAAGGCUGUCCCUCCUGCUGUUCAAGAGGAGAAGCCUGUCCCCCCAUUUGUUCUAGAGGAGAAGGCUGUCCCUACUUUUGUUCUACAGAAGGCUGUGCCUCCUUUUGUUCAAGAGGAGAAGGGUGUGCCUCCUUUUGUUCAAGAGGAGAAGGGUGUGCCUCCUUUUGUUCAAGAGAAGCCUGUGCCUCCUUUUGUUCAAGAGAAUCCUGUGCCUCCUUUUGUUCAAGAGGAGAAGCCUGUGCCUCCUUUUGUUCAAGAGGAGAAGCCUGUGCCUCCUUUUGUUCAAGAGGAGAAGCCUGAGCCUCCUUUUGUUCAAGAGGAGAAGCCUGUGCCUCCUUUUGUUCAAGAGGAGAAGCCUGUGCUUCCUUUUGUUAAAGAGGAGAAGCCUGUGCCUCCUUUUGUUCAAGAGGAGAAGGCCCUCCCUCCUGCGGUUCAAGAGGAGAAGGCUUUGCCUCCUUUUGUUCAAGAGGAGAAGGCCCUCCCUCCUGUGGUUCAAGAGGAGAAGUCCCUCCCUCCUGCAAUUCAAGAGGAGAGGUUUCCCCCUAUUGCGGUUCUAGAGGAGAAGGCCAAAGUUCUCCCUCCUACGGUUCAAGUGGAAAAGGUUCUCCCUCCUGCUAUUCAAGAGGAGACGGCUCUCACUCCUGCUAUUCAAGAGGAGACGGCUCUCACUCCUGCUAUUCAAGAGAAGCUUCCUCCUCCUGCUGCUAGAGAGAAGACUCAAGAAGAAAAAGCUGUUGAAGAAAAUGGAGCACUUUGUGUUGAAACAGGUGACCAGAAACCGUUGCUCCAUGCAGCUGACGGCUGUUCUCAAACCAGAGGUUCCUUGGAUUUGUUGCAGGAUCAGCCCAUUAAGUCUAAAAAAUUGCAUGCUCCCAGUUCAAGGUCUGCAUCAAGAGAACCAGGCAGUGGCUCAGACGCUUCUGGGUCCUCAGAAGGGUCAGAGGAUGAGGAAUCUCCAAUCAAAGCUGUGUCAAAAAGCAAGAGAAGCUCCUCACGUUCAGCAUCUCCAGAAAUACCAAAGAAGCAACUUUCCAAGUCUCGUUCACCCACUGAUCGCAGGAAACUUUCUGGUUCUACAUCAAAGGCAGCAUCCAGGAAAAAGUUGUCCAGGUCAAAGUCUCCAGUUAGGAAAAGAAGCUCUGUCUCUCCAUCACAAAGAAAGAAGCGACGGUCCAAAUCUCGCAGUCCUCCCCGACGACGACGAUCACGUUCAAGGUCUACCACCCGCCGCAAGCGUUCUAGCUCCAAGUCACGAGCCAGAAACCGCCGGUCAAAAUCCCGUUCUCCAACUCGCAAGAAACGUUCCCGUUCACCAAACGCUAGGGGAAGAAGGAGGUCGAAGUCCCCAGAUAGAGGUAGGCGGUCCAAGAGCCGCUCCACAGGCCGGAGGAAAAGAUCCAGGUCAGGAGACAGAAACAGGCGAUCCCGGUCUCGCUCCUCAGAUCGUAGACGUAGGUCAAGGUCACGAGGUCGAGGAAGAAGGCCAGCAUUUCGCAGUCGUUCGUUUGAUAGACGAGACCGGUGGAAGAGGGAACCGAGCCACUCUCCGGUUGUCAUUCUCCGCAAACAACGUCGCUCAGGGUCCCGAUCACGGCGGAGUGCUAGCAAGACACCUCCAAGGCUCACUGAUCUGGAUAAAGACCAGUUACUUGAAAUAGCCAAGGCAAAUGCUGCCGCCAUGUGUGCCAAGGCAGGAGUUCCCAUUCCUGAGAGUCUUCGGCCAAAAGCCAUUCUCCAGCUUCCUCUCCCGACACCAUCUCCUACGCCGAUUUCAUUACCUUUACCUCUUCCAAUGGGCAUGGGAAUGCCAAAUAUGUCCAGCAUGGGUCCAAUGGGCUUACCAAGCAUUCCUGGAAUGCCCACAAUGUCAAACAUCACAAUGAGUGCCGCUGUGGCAAGUAUGACAGCGGCCACAAUGACUGCUGCCUUGACCAACAUGGGGGCCCUUGCCGCUAUGCCACCCCUUGCCCCUCUUCCCACUAUAACUAACAAACCACCCCCUAGCCUUGUCCCUCAAUCACAGUCUCUAAAUAUGGACCACAUCGAGGAAGCAAAGAGGAAGGUCACUCACCAGGCCAACAUACAUACCAUUAAGGAACUCACAGAGAAGUGCAAGAUGAUUGCAAAUAGCAAAGAGGAGAUGGCUAUUGCUAAGCCCCAUGUGUCAGAUGAUGAAAGUUAAAACCAUCAAGGCCAAAAGCCACCUCCUUUGAAUGACUGAGGUAAAAUGUAGGAUUCUCUUAAGGACCUUCUUUCCCCAGUUCUCUCUGUCAACCAGAUGAUCUGACAGAGUGGAAAAGCACCCUGGUUGUUGCAGCUAUAAAAUAUAGGAGCGUCGGCAAGGCCAACUGCCUGGCACUGCUCCUUGUUUUGUUGUUUUCUUUGUAUGAGAGCCAGAGACUUGCAGAUUUUCACCUGUUAUACCACUGAGAAAACAGGAGGCACUGAGGUGCGCAGUUGUAUGACUGUACAGUGAGUUUUAAUGUUUGUAUUGAAGUCUUUCACCACCAUCUCAACAAUGCAGCUUCUCACCUACGCAAGACCGUUAGAAAACCCGAAGAAGAAACUACCCAAACUAACCCGUGGGGCAAUGCUUUUGUAUAUGCUCCAAAUUUCUCAAACACCGCUUUACCUUUAAUGUUUUUUUUAGGAUUGUGUUAAACAGUCUAUUCUUUAUUUUUCUGUACUCUUUUCAGUUAUCUGUAGCCCCUGGUUUUAUGAUCAUAUAAAGCAGAAUAAGUUAAAGUUAGUAGAUCCUCAUUUGUAAUGUCUUUAUAAAAAUUAGGUACACACUUUAGAGAAAGUCAGGAUGCAAAGAUCACUUUUAGAAAAUUUCAGAAUAUUAAUGGCUGAAGGAAAAAAAGAAAAGCUUAACUGCUACCCUGGUUGUGUGUAAAUUACGUCUACUGUUACAGCACCAAUCUCAUGUUUGAUUUGCUAUUUGAUGAGGGCUUUGUUGGGAUAUCUGUUUCUGAAUGUGAUUUGCUGCACAUACUCAUAGGGUGUGUUUGAAAAUGACCUAGAGUUAUAUCGGAUCCCUGUGAUUGCAUCAUUUCAGGCACUGGGAGGGACAGUAGAUAUGAAUAUCGCAGAUACUGAUAAAUGGAUGUGACGCAAAACCCCCAAGAUCAAGUUGUUUUUUUUUUCUCUGCUUUUUUGUUUCUGAACCUAAAGAAAAUACCAUUAAGAUGUGCUCAACAGGCAAUUACCUUUUGUCCUAUUAAUACAGGUUUAUAGUUUUAGAUCCAUUCAGUUGUGGGUUUGACUUUUAGUCAUUUUCUUUCUUAAUCUGUUUUUUUCUAAAACAGGAAGCCGAGGGUAUCCUGAAGUGCGCCACUGUGAAAUGGUUUUGACAAUCAGGAUACUAAGAUGCUUGCAUUAAUGGUGUAACAAUAGGUGCAGGACAUGCAUACACCUUCCUGCUUUGUAUUCAGAUAUCUGGUAGAUUUAAAUGGAAGACCCCAACAAGCCCGAACAAUUUAACCCCUAAAUCUGGUAAUGCUGUAAACUCAUCCUCUUGCUUUCACGCGCUUAUUUGCCCCAUUGAAUAAUUGAAGAACAAAGACCAAUUGGUGCUCAUAAACUGUAAGGGACAAGUGUGUGCUUAUUAUAAUAAGAUAUCGUCAUAAUUUUCUUCAUUGGAGGGGCGUGUUAUUGUGAUUCCAUUCACUUUUUUCACAUUCAUGCCCCUUUUUGGUAAACCGUAGAAAAUGAUCUUUGAUUUUUGUCAACAUUAAUUAUACUUGCUCUGUACAAUGUCUUGUUAUAACUGUUAUAACAUUUUAGGAUUAUUUUGUUUCUUUUAUUUGAACAUGAUAUUGUUGCUUGCUUUGUAUAUAAAUGUGUUGAUGAUUAUUAAAAACCUCAAACCUUU
Molecule: messenger RNA, 6430 nt
Organism: Cyprinodon tularosa
Lineage: Eukaryota; Metazoa; Chordata; Actinopteri; Cyprinodontiformes; Cyprinodontidae
Exons: 10
Coding region: 239-4738 (1499 amino acids)
Biological process (GO): regulation of cell cycle; regulation of mRNA splicing, via spliceosome
Molecular function (GO): RNA binding
Source: RefSeq, a predicted model, not a curated record